This is a messenger RNA of Rhinichthys klamathensis goyatoka, 889 nucleotides long. Its product is annotated as protein FAM107B. The coding region runs from base 141 to 725 and encodes 194 amino acids. Gene Ontology annotation, biological process: actin filament polymerization; regulation of actin cytoskeleton organization; actin filament bundle assembly. Gene Ontology annotation, cellular component: synapse; stress fiber; neuron projection. The transcript has 4 exons. The record is from RefSeq and is a predicted model, not a curated record. NCBI's taxonomy places the organism in Eukaryota, Metazoa, Chordata, Actinopteri, Cypriniformes, Leuciscidae.
CAGUGGUCACAUGACUGUUUACACUGUGAGAGAGGAGGCAUGUGUGUGAAGAACAGCAGAAACUCAAAAGAAACGGCCCUCACAUAAACAUGUAGGAUAUCUCACACACACACACACACGCACACAAAGGCAACAGCAGGAUGGACCAGAGAGUUGAACACAGUUUGUAUCCCCCCGAGGGCCAGCCCAGCAGACCCAGAGAUGUACUGGUGAAGUCAGCCUCAGCGUAUGCCGAUAUUCAAUGGGAACAGCCUCAUCAGCCGAGAACCCCGGAGAGGGAUCCAUUUGGUUACCCUCAUCGCGAGAUCCCCCCAUUGGCCAGUUACACUCCUCAGCCUGAUUACAUGACAGCGGAUGAUGAUCUCAUCAAACCCAAAAAGCUGAUUAAUCCUGUGAAAGCCUCUAAAAGCCACCAGGAGCUUCAUCGGGAGUUGCUUAUGAACCAAAAACGAGGUAUUAGUGUGGAGAGCAAGCCAGAACUGCAGCGUGUGUUGGAGCAAAGGAAGAGAGAGCAGAUGAUAAAACAGAGAAAGCAGGAGGAGGAAGCCCGGAGGAAGAUCUCUCCACUGGAACAGGAGCUUCUCAAGAGACAGCAGAAGCUAGAGGAGCUGGAGAAGGAGCAAGCAAGUGUGGAGGACAGCAACUGCAGCGCCCCGGAGUUCAUCAAAGUUAAGGAGAACCUGAGACGAACGUCCUUUACAAGUUCUGGAGAGAAGGAGGUCUAGGGACACAGACUGGAUCCAGAUGUGUGUGUUUGUGCAGUAACAUAGAGACCUAAACACUGAGCUUCUCUACUGCCUGUCUCACACCAACAACACCUUCAGCACUCUGUGGAGCAGGAGAUAAAGACAGGACCCAAAGAACCUCUGCUACAUCUCCACUUCACGAA